This is a messenger RNA of Diversispora eburnea, 1869 nucleotides long. Lineage: Eukaryota; Fungi; Glomeromycota; Glomeromycetes; Diversisporales; Diversisporaceae. The record is from the annotation of a GenBank genome assembly.
AUGAUUAUGGCACGAUCUCAAAUCUUGACCCCAUGUCUUAAGCACAUUUUAAUACAUUUAGAACCUGAAGACGUAGCUCGUUGCGCUCAAGUGUCAAGGUUCUGGAGAGAUGCCUGUUAUUCCGAUUCUUUAUGGAGAAGAUUUUGUGAAAGAAGAUGGAAAUAUUGGAAAUCAAAACCCAAAAAAGCCGAAGGGUGGAGACAAAUAUUUAUAGCCAGGCAAACAACUGAUCGUUGGGCAUUCGAGAUUUUGGAUGAAUUGGCUGCUGGUGGUCCUUAUUAUUUAUCAAAUAUGAAAAAACUGAGGCAAUUAGGUGAUAAUUGUCGAGACAUAUUAUUAUGGGUUAUGGAUAAUCCUAAUGAAACGACUCUUACUCAUUGUUACUUUGCAAAGCGAGCUCUUCAAUUUAUUCGUAGAAGUGAAAUCAUCCAUAAAUGGAAAUCAUGGCGUAACCGAGAGAUAGAAGUUUUGAAUCUCGAAGGUUUCGCUAUGAUGGCGACAUUUUUUAACGAAAGAAUUGAUGUGGAAGAUAUAUUACGUGAAAUUGAUGAAUUAGCCAUUGAAUUUAAUGCAUUAUGUCAAAAUAAUCCACCAGAUUCACAAUUAACUAAAUUCCGUCGCCUGGCAAACUUUUUUGGUGCAAAGUAUCCUUCCACUGCUUCCGUCCUUGAAAUUGAAACUAAAUUCUUAUAUUUGGUCGCACCUCUUUUGGAAACUAAACAGAGUAAAGCUUGUGUAAUGACAGUUUUAUUUGAAGCUUUGGCUAAAAAAGUUGGAAUUGAGAAUUUGGAUAUAGUUUCAGAUCGUGAAAAAUUGACGUUUAGGAGAUACCAUUUCAUUCGUUUUAAAGAUGAAGAGAAUUCAACAUUAUAUAUGAUGAAUCAAGAUCAAGAUUCAAAAAAUAUUUAUCAUAUUGAUUUUCAAAAACAUUCAGAAACUGGUGUACUCACGGUAGAACAAUUUGAUAAACAUAGUUCAAAAUAUUAUGGAGCUUAUACACCAGAAUAUAAAUAUAUUCCUCAACAAAAAUUGUUUAGAUUAUUUUUACAAGAUUAUUGGAUUGCACUUACUUCUAUUCGUGGUUAUAAUCGUGAUAUCAUAUAUGGUACAGCUCUUCAACUUCAUUUCAUUAGAUCUCCGGAAUAUUUAGAUUGUUCACUUGGAGAUUUAUGUAAACUCAUGAAUUUUUGGUGGUCAUUUGUUGCUGCCAGAUAUAGAUAUCCAGAAGAUUAUGAAUUUGGGAGAUUAGCAUUAGUAGAAAUUGAACCUUAUUUGGUCGGUUGUACACAUGUAGAAGGAGAUAUGUGGUCAAGAUUAGCUGAAGAUGUUAGAGAAGAUAUAGAAGCAUUAGAGGAAGAUGAUAAUGCUGAUUGGGAUUAUGAAUCUGGUCAAUCUCUAAGAGGACAGUUAGGAAAAAAAGAUCCAAAAUUUUAUGUUGGUGACGUUGUAAAUUUUAAAAAAUUUCAUAGUCUUGGUGUAAUUUGUCGCUGGGAUAGAGUACAUAAUAGUGAAUUAGCCGGAAAUGUGGCCAAAUUCGUAUGGACGGAUUUGGAUUCACCUCGUAAUGAACCAUUUUACGAAGUGCUCACUCAUCGAGGAUCAUUUCUUUACUGUGGACAAAAGACUUUAAUACUAGAACCAUAUAAUUCAGAACGAUUAUUAAGAAUGGUUCCUAGCAAUGUUUACGGGGACUUUCUUGGUAAUGAGUCUGAUUGGGAACUGGCUAAAGCACUUGGUCCUGUUACCACAGAAUUGGUUGGUUGUUAUUUUGAAAGAUGGGAUCCAGAAAGUUGCAAAUAUAUUCCAAAUGAAGUCACUUUAUUUUCAGUGGACUCUUUCUGUACGUUGGUUGUUUCAUUUCUUAAUUAG